This is a messenger RNA of Paramuricea clavata, 7942 nucleotides long. NCBI's taxonomy places the organism in Eukaryota, Metazoa, Cnidaria, Anthozoa, Malacalcyonacea, Plexauridae. The record is from the annotation of a GenBank genome assembly.
AACAGGUGGGAAAUUUGUCUGAGCAUGCGCGAGCAAAAUGAGCCACGCAAUUCCGUGGAAUACACGCAACGCGUGUUUACAAUUCCGUGGAAUACAACAAAUUGCGAAAUUAAUUAAUUCACGUCGUGAAACAGGCAAAGUCUAAAUACUUCGAGUCUCAAGUGAAUCAUCUAAAAAAUUCAAAGCCAAGGAAAUGGUGGAGUACUAUUAAAAACCUAGCUGGCCUUUCUUUAAAGCCUGCCUUCCAUUCUGCAGAGGUGAAUGGAACUAUCUUGCAGGGACGAGACUUAGCACUCGCUGUUAAUAACGGGUUUUUAGCCGCCACUAAAUCGUUACCGCCGUUUCCAAUUACUGAUAAAUUAUCUGUGGAAGAACCUACUGUUUUGUACCCCAUCUCCGUUGUUGAUGUCGAAUCGCGCUUAAAAGCAGUUAAAUCGAAUAAAGCUCCUGGUCCAGACUCUCUGCCAAAUUGGAUUCUCAAUAACUUUUCAAUGGAGAUUUCAGAACCUGUGACAAUGAUUUUUAAUGCCUCCAUUAAACAAGCACAAGUUCCAAUGCAGUGGAAAGAAGCAAAUGUCGUUCCCGUCCCUAAGACAUCCUCGGUCACGGAUAUAUCUUCAGACCUGCGACCUAUAUCUCUGACCGCCACGCUCUCAAAGGUUCUUGAAUCAUUUCCAUUUCAAUGGAUUAUGGAUGCCAUUAAAUCUCAGUUGGACCCAAAGCAAUUCGGAUCGCUAAAAGGCUCUUCUACGAUAGAUGCAUUAAUUAGCAUGUUCCACUGUUGGUAUUCUAACACGGACGGCAGUGGCGAGACUGCUCGUAUUUUUCUGCUUGACUUUAGUAAAGCAUUCGACAGAAUCAACCACAAAAUCCUGAUAAAAAAGAUGCAAUUACUAAAUAUUGAUAUAUCCUUAAUAAACUGGGUAAUUGAUUUCCUGAUGCAAAGAAGACAGAGGGUGAAAUUGGGUUCUUCGUUCUCUGAUUGGUCCUUGGUAAAUGGAGGCGUCCCGCAAGGUACAAUCCUUGGCCCAUUACUCUUCCUCAUCAUGGUCAACGAUUUGGCUAUUAACCACAAAGAUAGAUGGAAAUAUGUUGACGACACUAGUCUCUCCGAAACAAUCGGUAAAGGUUGUCAAAGUAACCUGCAAUCCGUUAUUAAUAAUAUCGAUCAAUGGUGCACGGAAAAUGAUAUGAUGCUUAAUCGUUCUAAAUGCAAAGAGCUAAUUAUCUCGUUCGCUAAGGACGUCCCUAAUCUUCGACCAUUGUUUAUUAAAGAUCACUGUAUGUCUCCAGUUUUAUCAGCAAAGGUUCUUGGUCUGUACUUUUCUUCUGAUCUUAGUUGGAACUUACAUGUUGAACACACAGUAUACAAGGCAUCAAAGAGACUUUUUUUCUCCGAGUGCUUAAACGCAGCGGUCUUGGAGGGAGUUCUCUAAUUCAAGUCUAUACCACAUGUAUACGACCUGUGCUUGAAUAUGCAUGCCAGGUUUGGAACUUAAACUCCCCUGACUAUUUAAAGGAAGAAAUCAAACGAAUUCAGAAGCGAGCCUUACGAAUAAUAUGUCCUGACCUGUCAUACCGCAAAGCCUUGGAACUUCAUGAAAUAUCGUUGCUCUCUCAAAGACGAAAUAAUUUAUGUAAAUCCUAUUUUAAGAAACUUCUCAACCCGGAAAAUAAAUUGAAUGAGCUUAUUCCUUAUUAAACGCGAAGACUUACGUACUUACAAUCUACGUAAUGAUCAGCAUAUUAACUUAAUUAAUUGUAAGACUACAAGAUUUAGUAAAAGUUUUAUUCCUUCUAGUAUCGUAUCAUAUGAUGAUUCAUUUUAAUUGUAAUAUAAAUUUUAGUCUUAAUAUACCGUAUAUUACCAUAUGUAUUAGUUUUACCAUGUAUUUUAAUUGUCAACUCUGUACAAUUCAGCUCUUAGCUGCCAUUCAGAUUUUGUAAUAAAUUCAAUAUAUACAAUAUAUAAGACAUUAAUAUAACCACGGCGUAAGACAUAUAGCUUAUUGGGACCAUAGAAGUGCUUAUCAUAACGCGUUAACUUGAAUAUCAAAGCUGAACAAUAUUCAGGCCAAGUUGGUAUAGUUUGCUGCUAUACUUGAAUAUGUACAGUACAGCAGUCACUUUAAUCGAACCAUGCACUGAGUCACUUUCUCAUACCUUUAUAGAACAAAUUAAUUGGUUGUUGAUUCUUCUAAUAGGAAUCAGUUAUGUGUAGUAGUUAUAGCAUGUAUUGAGUGCAAACAUGCUAUAUGUGUUUCAUGGCCCAUCCAUUUGCGCAAUCUGGCCCAUCCUAGCAAUUACUUUACGACCGAUCCCUUAUAUAGGAACCAAGCUCAAAGCUGUGUGAUAGAUUGUAUUAAGGUCGUAUAUAUAGGCGUUAAUUUUCUUCCUGUUAUUGAGAUUUCUUUAGCAACAUGUUAUAUUAUCGAUGUUCUUGCAUUAAUUUCACAACAGUAUGAGCUGAAGUGACUGUUUGUAUUUUACGAAUUACAGUUCGAUCCCGUCAGCAUUGCUUCAAUAUGAUUUAAGAUCGUCUUCUCGUUCACUUGGUAACUGUUUAAUAAUUAUAGCUAUCGUAAAUUAUAUGCUGCCAACGUACAAAAUGUGCUUACAUAACAAUUCCUAUGACUGAUAAAAGCUGAUUCUAUCCUUGUUAAAUUAACGUUCAGUUGUAACUGUUGGUAUAUGUAAAAAAGUACUUUUUUCGAAAUUUGUUGGGACCGGAAAAAGUAUACAUUUUGGGCCUGACACUAAAUCCAUUGAAGCCAUUUUAGAGAGUCAAUGAGUCUGAAAAUUGACUUCACUCGUACGUUUGUUUUAGGGGAAACGCGAGAAAUCCGUAUUGUGUUAUAAACUCUCCUCGGGCAAUCAGAAGGCACAAUUCACGUCACGGCGCGGGCAAAAAUACUACCACUUUUUUCAAUCAAAAUUGUUAAUGUCUUAUUUUUUAUCCCAUAAACUUGCCAAUAGUAAUAAAAGGUACCGAUUCACCAAGAUUUUUGAGCAAAUGCAGGGAAGUGCCCUUUAGCUGUAAGCAAGACAAAAUCUUGAAGCAGUGCAUGCAUUCAUGUUUGAGACGGCAGAUAGAAAGAAAACGUUAUUUUAAAGGGUGUCACUAAACAACAAGUGCUAACAAAGUCAUCGCACUGAACAAAAAUAAAUUAAAUAUUACAUUAAAGACAUUACACUAAUCAAUUAGAGUGCGUGAGCAUGUUUUUGGCCAAACGAGCAGCGUGCAUGGCAUAUACCUUUAUUACCAUAAAUCUCCCAUUCAUUGGCACGAUUUCCUGCCACACACUCAGCCUCAAAAUAUUUUUUAAAAGAGAAAAACUAGGCUUAAUUAAUCAGAUAAACGAAAUAAAAGAAUACAUUUUCUAUAUUUGAAACAAUAUAUUUCGAUAUUAUUUCUUUAUGCUAAAGAUAUUUUUCAAACAUUUUAGCUCCCAAUAUGUCAGAUGUACCAUGGGAAAGCGAAGAGAAACGAAACUACAUUUGUAUCCAGAAUAUUAUCAUUGAUGUUGUCACUGAAGGAUUGAGGAAAGUUUUUAAAAACGAAUGGAAUACUCGUUAUCAGGCAAGUUUCGGAGCAUGGGAUGACACCAACGUAAGUGGACUGCAGUUGUUUCUCCUGGAAAAUGCACGAUCAAGACCACACAAGAACAUGUACCAGGCAAAAUUUCAACAUGGAGAUACGAAUCAAUGGGAUUGCACUGUGCUUUUUGACGCAAUUCUGUACUCAAACUCGAUUGGUAAAUCAAGCCUUAAACCAAUAAUUAAGAUUGAAGUGGACAAUAUUCGAAAUAUGCGAAAUAAAAUUAUGCAUGCUGAAGAAGCAACCCUAUCUGAUGCUGACUUCCAAACCAUGAUCAGUGAUCUCGAAAAGGCAUUUAAAGCCCUCAGUAUUCCAAUUAAUGAUAUCAUGCAAAUGAAAAUGAAGAGAAACCUUUACAAAUCAUUUAAAGUUUUACCUUCAAAGCCAACCCACGAAGUUGUUUACCGUUCUGAGAAGGUUAAGGAAAUACAACAAGAACUCCAGACGUUACGCAUUGAUAGCGACAGCAAACUUACAUAUUUCUACAUUUCCGGAAAUCCCGGAAGUGGAAAAUCGCAGCUAUCCCGGCAACUGGGAGAUGAUUUGUUCAAAGACGUAAAUUUUGAAACACAGACAACCUUUGUAAUGACUCUGCACGGAAAAGAUUUAGACACUCUCUAUCACUCGUAUGAAGAUUUCUGCCGACGUCUAAAUUGUUCUGAGAGUGUAUUGAGAAAUGUAAUCAAUUCAUCCAAAACAAACAACGAAAAGAUCGAAGAUUUAAGAUCACUGAUUGAAAGCAGAAUCAAGAACUGGAAAAGGUGGUGGAUUGUAGUAGACAAUGUGGAAAAUCUCGAUGAUAUUUCACCCUUACUACCUCAAAUGGGUGACGAAGUUUGGAGUAAUGGUCAAAUUAUAUUAACAAUUCAGAAUACAAAUGCUGUCCCUUCUGACAGUCUGUUCACUAGGCAUAUUUCACUCAGUCGUGGCAUGAAUGACCAAGAAUGUCGUCAGUUACUUUCCAUAUUAUCAGGAACUGAUGCUAAUGAACCAUUAUUUGAUGAAGUUGCCGAGAAAUUAGACCACCAACCUUUGGCUAUGGCCGCCGCAGCUGUAUACUUCAAGAAAGUCAUCCAGACAAAAUGUUGUCCAACGUUUUCAUGGCAAGAUUAUUUAGAGAAGUUAAAAAGUAAAAGAAAAGCCACCGAGGAACAGCUUCGCAAAACUAAUUCAGCCUAUCCAUUCACCAUGUCUGCGGCGGUCCCCCUAGCUGUUGAAAAAUGUGCAGAAAGCAAUUUCAUUCUAGAUCACACCUUCAAUCUUUUUAGUCUGAUCUCCUUUGAACCGCUACCUGCUGAUAUCAUUGUCAAAUACAUUCAGGAACUUAAUCAAAACUAUGAAAAAGAGGAAAUUUAUUUGGCAUUGAAAGAUUGUUCACUUUUCCUUCUUACUGAAAGUGAAGAUUCCGAUGUCUCGCUUCAUCGUGUUGUCCAGGAAGCAACUAAAUUGUUAAGUGAUUGCAAAGGACCGCAAACUACAUAUUAUACUCAGUCUGGAAUUGCAAAUGAAAGAGCGAAAGUUGACGCUUCAUGCCGAGUUAAGAAUAUUCUAAAAGCACUUUAUCAUUUCCAUCACAGGGACGAUCAAAUCAAAAUGAUUCCGCAUUUGAAGGCACUUAAUACAGCAAUGAAAAAACAAUUUGUCGAACAAGACUCGUUAUAUUCAAUUAGCUUAGGCUUUGAAAAACGUAAAAUAUAUGCCAUAUAUCACUAUUUUGGGAAAACUUUAAAUGGCUACUGUGAGUAUCAAUUGGCUGUCAAAUUUCACAAUACAAAUCUUCAGAUCUUGAGAGAUUCAGAAAAUCAUAGUUACAGGGCCAUUACAUUCAACGAGCUUGGCGUUUCAUACACAAAAAUGGGAGAAUUCGACAAGGCUAAGGAUUAUUACCAACGAGCACUGGAAAUUAAAGAGAAACAGGCAGGUGCAAACCAUGUUAAUGUUGCAAGUUAUUAUAAUAAUAUUGGCCUAGUGUGCAGUAAGAAAGGUGACCUGGACCAGGCUAAGGAAUAUUACCAACGAGCACUAGAAAUUCAAGAGAAACAGCUAGGUCCAAACCAUAUUGAUGUUGCAGUUUCUUAUAACAACAUUGGCCUAGUGUUCAGUAAAAAAGGUGAUCUGGACCAGUCAAUGGAUUAUUACCAACGAGCGCUGGAAAUUAAAGAGAAACAGCUAGGUCCAAAUCACGUUGGUCUUGCAGUUUCUUACAACAACAUUGGCAUAACGUACGAGAAAAAAGGUGAGCUGGAUCAGGCUAAGGAUUAUCACCAACGAGCACUGGAAAUUCAAAAGAAACAGCUAGGUCCAAACCAUGUUGAUGUUGCAAUUUCUUAUAACAACAUUGGCUCAGUGUACCGUAAAAAAGGUGACCUGGACCAGGCUAAGGAUUUUCACCAACGAGCACUGGAAAUUGAAGAAAAACAGCUAGGUCUAAACCAUGUCGAUGUUGCAAUUUCUUAUAACAACAUUGGCCUAGUGUAUUAUGAUAAAGGUGACCUGGACCAGGCUAAGGAUUAUCACCAACGAGCACUGGAAAUUGAAGAAAAACAGCUAGGUCCAAACCAUGUUGAUGUUGCAAUUUCUUAUAACAAUAUUGGAUUAGUGUAUUAUGAUAAAGGUGACCUGGACAAGGCUAAGGAUUAUCACCAACGAGCGCUGGAAAUUAGAGAGAAACAGCUAGGUCCAAACCAUGUUCAUAUCGCAGAUUCUUAUAAUAACAUUGGCCUAGUGUAUUAUGAUAAAGGUGACCUGGACCAGGCUAAGGAUUAUUACCAACGAGCACUGGAAAUUCAAAAGAAACAGCUAGGUCCAAACCAUUUUUAUGUUGCAGUUUCUUAUAAUAACAUUGGCUUAGUGUAUCGUAUAAAAGGUGAGCUGGACCAGGCUAAGGAUUAUCACCAACGAGCACUGGAAAUUCAAGAGAAACAGCUAGGUCCUAACCAUGUUGAUGUCGCAUUUUCUUAUAACAACAUUGGCUCAGUGUACCGUAAAAAAGGUGAGCUGGACCAGGCUAAGGAUUAUCACGAACGAGCACUGGAAAUUCAAAAGAAACAACUAGGUCCAAACCAUGUUGAUCUAGCAUUUUCUUAUAACAACAUUGGCCUAGUGUAUUAUGAUAAAGGUGACCUGGACCAGGCUAAGGAUUAUUACCAACGAGCACUGGAAAUUAGAGAGAAACAGCUAGGUUCAUACCAUUUUCAUGUUGCAGUUUCUUAUAAUAACAUUGGCGUAGUGUAUCGUAUAAAAGGUGAGCUGGAUCAGGCUAAGGAUUAUCACCAACGAGCACUGGAAAUUCAAGAGAAACAGCUAGGUCCUAACCAUGUUGAUGCAUCUUUUUCCUAUAACCACAUUGGCUCAGUGUACCAUAAAAAAGGUGAGCUGGACCAGGCCAAGGAUUAUCACGAACGAGCACUGGAAAUUCAAAAGAAACAGCUAGGUCCUAACCAUGUUGAUGUUGCAUUUUCUUAUAACAACAUUGGCCUAGUGUAUUAUGAUAAAUGUGACCUUGACCAGGCUAAGGAUUAUUACCAACGAGCACUGGAAAUUAGAGAGAAACAGCUAGGUCCAAACCAUUUUCAUGUUGCAGUUUCUUAUAAUAACAUUGGCUUAGUGUACCGUAUAAAAGGUGAGCUGGACCAGGCUAAGAAUUAUCACCAACGAGCACUGGAAAUUCAAGAGAAACAGCUAGGUCCUAACCAUGUUGAUGUUGCAUUUUCUUAUAACAACAUUGGCUCAGUGUACCGUAAAAAAGGUGAGCUGGACCAGGCCAAGGAUUAUCACGAACGAGCACUGGAAAUUCAAAAGAAACAGCUAGGUCCUAACCAUGUUGAUGUUGCAUUUUCUUAUAACAACAUUGGCCUAGUGUUUUAUGGUAAAUGUGACCUGGACCAGGCUAAGGAUUAUUACCAACGGGCACUAGAAAUUAGAGAGAAACAGCUAGGUCCAAACCAUUUUCAUGUUGCAGUUUCUUAUAAUAACAUUGGCUUAGUGUACCGUAUAAAAGGUGAGCUGGACCAGGCUAAGGAUUACCACGAACGAGCACUGGAAGUUCAAAAGAAACAGCUAGGUCCAGACCAUGUUGAUGUUGCAUUUUCUUAUAACAACAUUGGCUCAGUGUACCAUAAAAAAGGUGAGCUGGACCAGGCUAAGGAUUAUCACCAACGAGCACUGGAAAUUAGAGAGAAACAGCUAGGUCCAAACCAUGUUCAUGUUGCAGAUUCUUAUAAUAACAUUGGCCUUGUGCAUUAUGAUAAAGGUGAGCUGCACCGGGCUAAGGAUUAUUACCAACGAGCACUGAAAAUUAAAGAAAAACAACUAAGGACCAAACCAUGUUGAUGUUGCAGUUUC